GUGUCCACCUGCGUAAUAUGGACAGCUUCAUCCGAGCUGUGCAGCAGGUAGAAGACUCUAACCCCAGUCUGUCCCCCCUGGCUCUGGUCAGGGCCCUGCGAAGGACCGCUGGCCACGAUGAUGGGAUGACCAUUCAUUUCUUGGGAGCAUCAUAUAAUGCCAGUGAUGCUCCUCCUGAGGUCCUAGAGACAGCCAUUCUCAAUGCCUCAUCUUUCAGCUUUUUUGACAAGGCCAUCCACCACAUUGUGACUGAUUACGGAGAGGAACGAGGGGUGGUCCUUGCUCCAGAUGGCACCACGGUAGCUCUUGCACCCUUAUUGCUAGGAAUUGAAUUGGGACUGAAAGCCAAGAUGGAGGGCACGCCAGCUGUUGGCAUCUUCCCUCUCACCUUAGGCAGGACAUUGGGCCUGUCCUUCCUCAGCCUCCAGGACUUCCCGUCAUCGUUUCGCCUGGGGCCUAACGGAUGCUGGGACAAUGUGGAACACCCUAAGGUGUUCAAGCUGUCUCGGCCUGCCACUCUAGCCACUGAUGCUGUUAUUAAUGGGGGCAUGGAUGGAGUUAUACUGGGCAUGGACAUUAGCAACCUAUCACCACAUGAACAACCUCAGGCCCUCAGUGACAUUUUGAAAGGAUACUAUAGUUUUAUUCUGCAUGAGGGGCAGGGUUUUGAUGCUGUGACCGGCCAUAUUAGCCCAAGGCGAAGGGAGAUCUCUAGAUCCAUUCUGGAGCCACUUGAUCUUCACAGCCAGGUGAUGGAGACUUUAACUUUAGUCUGGAAGUUGGAGAAGACAGAAUGGAUUGCUCUGGACACUGGAGUGGGGAAGGCAGUGAAGGAUGGAUUGCAGACAUUUGUGCACAAAUACUGGGACUGCCCUCAAAUCAUCCCCCGUUGUCAAUGGGGGGCAAAAGCCUACCGAGGUACGCCUAUCCCACUGUCUCGGCCCCUCCAGUUUCUCUACGUUCACCACACCUAUGAGCCAUCCUCACCCUGUUUAACCUUCCCAAACUGCUCUCGCGACAUGAGAUCCAUGCAGCGUUUCCACCAGGAAGAUCGUGGUUGGAGUGACAUAGGAUACAGUUUUGUGGUCGGCUCUGACGGCUACAUCUAUGAAGGCAGAGGAUGGAACCACCUCGGCACACACACCAGGGGACACAAUGAUAUCGGGUACGGUGUGUCAAUCAUCGGUAACUACACUGCCACCCUGCCCUCUCGCCAUUCCAUGGACCUGUUGCGUCAUCAACUAGUCCAAUGUGCAGUAAAUGGAGGAGCACUGGCUGCCAACUUCACCAUCCAUGGCCACAGGCAGGUGGUGAACUACACUACCUGCCCUGGAGAUGCCUUCUUUUCAGAAAUAAGAAGCUGGGAGCACUUCAGGGAAUAACAGGAUCUCACUGCCAGUUUAAGAUUCUUAAACAUCAUUAAUGGCUCUUCAGGGUAUGGUAAUCUGUCACUGCCUCUGUUUAUAUUAUUUUUCAUCAUAAUUGUUUCACUGUAUGAAAUUAAUUAACCUUCAAGGCCCUGGACUAGUUUGAUCUAGAUUAAUGAUGGCCGACUAAAUGAAUCUGUCAGGUCAUCCUGACAUGUGGGGCACCAGUGGGUUUAAUGCUGAGACUGGUGCUUUGAAGCUCAUUCAGGUUUGGUUCUCCUGAACCAAUGUACUGUAAUCAUUAUGUGACAGUGAACCACCUUAUUUUAACAACUGUAAUCACCUUUACAGCAGACCCUCCCAAUAUGGAAAUCAGUGUGACACUUAGAGUUUAGCAUAAAUAUUAAAGGGUUUACCUAUAGGAGUAAGAUGGAAUUUGUUUGUUAAAGAUCCAGUGUGUAACAUUUAGGAGGAUGUA
Messenger RNA from Morone saxatilis (striped sea-bass), 1845 nucleotides. It is a transcript of the gene pglyrp2, whose product is annotated as peptidoglycan recognition protein 2. Lineage: Eukaryota; Metazoa; Chordata; Actinopteri; Moronidae. Gene Ontology annotation, biological process: defense response to Gram-positive bacterium; detection of bacterium; peptidoglycan catabolic process. Gene Ontology annotation, molecular function: peptidoglycan binding; peptidoglycan immune receptor activity; N-acetylmuramoyl-L-alanine amidase activity. The record is from RefSeq and is a predicted model, not a curated record.